GUUGGUCAUUAAAACCCACCAUACAUAACCUCCUUCUCUCUCCCUUUGUUGAACACUUUGAAUCAAACCAUCAAAACUAAUCAAACAGAGAAAACAUGGCAAGCUUGAGAAGAGCUUUGAUCAGCGCCCACCGAGCUCUCAAGUCUAGCAACUCCAUCUCACCCACUCACACCCAUCUCAGGCCUCAAUAUUCUACUGGUGGCUUAGUUCAGCGAUCUUAUUCCACCGAUAACACCAGCAAUCUGCAUAUCGACCUUUCUAACGAAGAGAGCAAGCGGCGUUUAUGUAAUAGAUUAUUGUACAGGAGCAAACAGAGAGGGUUCUUGGAGUUGGAUUUGGUUCUGGGUAAAUGGGUGGAGGAUCAUAUUCAUUCCAUGGAUGAAAAUGGAAUUAAAGCACUUGUGGAUGUUCUUGACGUUGAAAACCCUGAUCUGUGGAAGUGGUUAAGUGGCCAGGAGCAACCACCCGAGGCACUCAUAACUAAUCCGGUUUUCACUGCAGUGCGCAGCAAGGUUACAAACAACCUGGACAGCUUUGCUGCUCCUGAGACGCGAACAACACCCGGGAACCCAUGGGUUAGAGGAUGGGAUGAUAUAAAGAAAUAUAAGGGCGGCCCUAUUACCGGGAACCAGUAGUUCUGUCAUUUCCUAUACCAGCCUAAUUUCAUACUGUGUUCAAUUUAUGAAGGAAUAUUAGAUAUUUAGAAUUAGCCAUGCCUAGUCUUUAUCAAUAAAAGCACCCGCACCCUCCUGGGGACAGCCACUGUCUUCUCUCAACCAAUAGUCUCCCUUGGUUUGUAUUUUCUCGUGUAGCCCUUGUUACACGUAUCAGAAUGUAUCUGAUUUUACUCUCCGUUUGGAUCUGCAUACUAUCAUAAUGAAAGAAAAUAAAAUUCAAUUACAUUUCGAAGGUGCAGUUGCCAGAAACCAAGAUGAGAAAGG
Molecule: messenger RNA, 941 nt
Organism: Argentina anserina (silverweed cinquefoil)
Lineage: Eukaryota; Viridiplantae; Streptophyta; Magnoliopsida; Rosales; Rosaceae
Product: succinate dehydrogenase assembly factor 2, mitochondrial
Exons: 5
Coding region: 96-635 (179 amino acids)
Biological process (GO): mitochondrial respiratory chain complex II assembly; mitochondrial electron transport, succinate to ubiquinone; protein-FAD linkage
Cellular component (GO): mitochondrion
Source: RefSeq, a predicted model, not a curated record